Molecule: messenger RNA, 1582 nt
Organism: Physella acuta
Lineage: Eukaryota; Metazoa; Mollusca; Gastropoda; Physidae
Product: cytoplasmic dynein 2 light intermediate chain 1
Biological process (GO): intraciliary transport involved in cilium assembly; intraciliary retrograde transport
Cellular component (GO): cytoplasmic dynein complex; axoneme; ciliary basal body
Molecular function (GO): dynein heavy chain binding
Source: RefSeq, a predicted model, not a curated record
UGUUGUUUACAUUGCCUACAGAUGUGACAACUCAUUGAACUGUUUUUACUUAGGCUAGAUAAAACAAAUUUAAGAGAUUCUUAAUAGUUUUAAAAACAAAACGACUAACGAAGACAAAUAUAUAGACUUAGAAGACAGAUCUAUCUAGUAUUUUUAAUGGACCGUUCGCUCUGGGAUAUUGCUAUCGAGCAAGCAAGUCGUAGCAAAGGAAAUGAAAACUCGUUAUCUGAAUCUGAAGAGUCAACAGUGAUUCUUGUUGGCAGUAAAAAUUCAGGAAAGACAUCAAUUUUGCUGCGAUAUGCUGACAGAGAUGAGCCACCAAAGCCUACUGUGGCACUUGAGUACACACAUGCCAAAAAACCUAAAGGUGUCACAAUUGCAAAAGAUGUUGGUCACAUUUGGGAACUUGGCGGUGGAACUUGGCUGACAAAACUUAUAGACAUUCCAAUCAAUCCAAAUAUACUUUUGAACACAACUCUGAUCUUAGUGCUGGACUUAUCUGCUCCUGCUGAGCUGUGGACCACCAUGGAAACUCUGUUGAAGGCGGCCGAGUCCAGGGUGAAAGAGGCCAUCAGAGAAGCUCAGGCUGUUGACCCUCAGAUUGAAAAAAAGCUGAAGAAGAAAGCUAUGGAGAGGGUCGGCGAGGAUCAUCCGGACAAAGAUGAACUAAGGCCAUUUCUGUUGCCAUUGGUUAUCAUUGGGAGCAAGUAUGACAUUUUUCAGGACUUUGAUUCAGAAAAGAGAAAGAAUAUUUGUAAAACUUUAAGAUACGUUGCACAUGUGUAUGGUGCUACACUUCAGUUCUUUAGUAUCAAACAUGAUCAGCUGGUCACAAAGCUCAAAAGUCUUUUAACUUAUUGUCUUUUUAACAAAGAUUUCAGUAAAGCAAAUCAGGUGGACCACAACAAACCCAUCUUUGUAUAUCCAGGCCAAGACACUAAAAAACAAAUAGGUCCACCUCCCUUGUCAGAAAGUGAUAUCGGAAAAUAUAAGCCAGAAGACACGAUAAGUUUGUGGAAAAAUGCUUUUACUAAAUUAUUCCCCCAAACUAGUGUAAACAAUCCAGCAGCUAUUGAUGAUCCAGGGAAAGAUCCACAGUAUGCUGAACCUGACAUCGACACACUCAGGACACAGAAGGAUGAAGAGCUUGAACGAUACAGAAAGCUGGCAGAGAGAAAAGCCAGGGAUGUUGAACAAAAUGGCUACAUCAUUGCUUAAAGAACAUGCAUUCAUCACUCAAACAUUGUUCCUGUACAACCAUCACACACAGAAGCGACAGCAGCAAUUAAAUGACCCUAAGUAUAAAAAAUAGAUUUUAAUCUGCUUUUAUUUAAAGCAGGAUUGAAUGUUUUACCACUUUGUGUUUUUUUUAAUCUCCACUAUAGAUCUCCUACUGUUGCUAUUUAAGACAUAAUUUACUUGUGUUUUUUUACAUAGAAAAGUUAUUUAUUAUGAAUAUAAGAACAUUUGGUUAGGAUAUUAACUAUGUUGAAAAAUUCCGUCCAGAUUUUAUUUAAGGUUUUUUUUUCAUAGUUGUUAAGCUUGUAAUGUAAAGCACACAACUGCCUUGUUGUUAAAGCUU